AUGUACGGCUUCGGCUUCAAGAGCAGUGGCGUGCGCCAGAUGUGUGAAGAGUUGAAUAGACUUCAUACGCGCCUCUUGAAAGCCGCGAAAGCGAGCUCUGAUCUCACAAUGGGCGCGUUGGAGCGCAAGUACAAUGAGCUGAAAUGUGACGUUGACCAUCGACUCGAGGUGGCAUUUUGUCAGGCAAUAAGUGCGCUCGUCACGUGUUUCCAGCAAAUCAUGUUUUUGUGCUCUGUGGAGAGCUUGCUGUCGAUAUACGGCAACGAGCUAGGAAUGCUGGGUGAUACUGAGACAGCUGUCAAAGAGCUGGGUCGAGUGCUCAUUGAACUGCGGUCUAUGAAAUCCCCGCGCGCGACGGCGUUCCGUGUCUCCAUUACUUCGGGACCAUCAGGCAUCGUGAAAGAGAUUAAUGCUGACGAGGAUAAGGACGCGCAGCCGCUGCUACCGCAGUACUUUGCACGGAAUGUAAUCGGCUGGCUAUGA
Molecule: messenger RNA, 483 nt
Organism: Hyaloperonospora brassicae
Lineage: Eukaryota; Oomycota; Peronosporomycetes; Peronosporales; Peronosporaceae
Source: the annotation of a GenBank genome assembly